AUGGUGGACGGUACGAAGCUUCCCAUCCACGGUGAAACUUCCCUGCAGCUGCAUAUAGGUGCGUUGAGAUGGAAGCCGAAGUUACCAGUCACCAACAUCAAGGGGUUAGAUUUCAUCUUGGGUAGAGAUUUUCUGAAGCGGUUCAACCUUGAGAUUGAUUGGGUCAACAGAAAAGUGUGCAUCUACAACAACGGGAAGCGGAUAGAGCUACGAAGCUGGACAGAUACAGGGGAUGUUCCUGAAACAACACUGGCACGGUUCGAACGGACGGUGAACGAGAGUAACACGGGUUACUUAGCACUGGUCAUGGCAGCAGCAGAGGAGGAGAAGCCGAGUUCGGAGCUACCUGCAGCAGUAAAGGAGGUCUUGGAGCAGUACAAGGAUAUAAUGCCCGACGACCUACCUGCAGGCGUAUCUCCAACACGCACCCACGAGCAUGAGAUCAUGGAGGAACCAGGUGCGAAACCCGUCUCACGUGCACCAUACCGACUGAGUCUGACCGAAGUGACAGACAUGAAGAAGCAGAUAGAAUAUUUACUGGACAGACAACUGAUCCGCCCAUCCACCUCUCCCUACGGUGCACCAGUUCUCUUCACUCCAAAACCAGACGGCAGUCUAUGGAUCUGCAUCAAUUACCGCGCACUGAACAAACAGACAGUUAAAAAUAAAUACCCCAUACCGCGCAUAGACGAUCUACUGGACCAACUGCGUGGUGCUACAGUCUUUUCGAAGCUGGACCUAUGGUCGGGUUACUGGCAGAUCAAAAUGGCGGACAACUCGAUCCACAAGACGGCGUUCCGUACCAGAUACGGCUCCUACAAAUACUUGGUGAUGCCGUUCGGACUCUGCAACGCACCAGCGACGUUCCAGGCGGAGAUGAACCAUAUCCUACGGCCCCUGCUGGACGAGUGCGUAGUGGUGUACCUGGACGACAUACUCAUCUACUCCAAAAGCAUGAAGGAGCACGUGGAGCAUCUGCGAAAGACGUUUGAGAUCCUGCGGAAAAAUAAGUUCUACGUGAAGCUGUCAAAGAGCGACUUCGCCCUGAAGAAGGUGCAGUUUCUCGGGCACAUGGUGAGUGCGGAGGGCGUACACGUGGACCCGCGGAAGAUUGAAGCUGUUAAAAAGUGGAAAGUAACGAAGAACCAAGCUAUGGAACAGCUAAAAACAGCACUAACCACAGCACCAGUACUCAUCCUACCGGAUCCAGACAAGGACUACGUAGUGGCAGCAGACGCUAGUGACCAGGCAGUCGGAGCAGUACUGAUGCAGGAUCACGGACGCGGUUUACAGCCUAUUGCCUACCUCAGUAAGAAGCUACACGGAGCAGAACUGAACUACCCCAUUCACGACAAGGAAGUGUUAGCCAUAGUCAUAGUCUUCAAGGCGUGGAGGUGUUAUCUAGAGGGAGCCAAGACCACAGUUUACACUGACCACUGCAGUCUCAAAUACCUCAAGUCGCAGCCGACGCUCUCACGACGACAGUUACGGUGGGUUGAUUUCUUAGAGACCCACUUCCACUACGACAUCGUCUACAAACCCGGGCUCCACAACAAAGCUGACGUGUUGAGCCGCCCCGGUCAUGUAGCAGGCAUCCAACUCGACGGGAUGAACCCUCUGCUCAAGGGUCUAUUCCAACAUGGGUACUCCGUGGACGCAGAGAUAGCAACGGCAGAGAAACAGAAGCUGUUACAGUGGGAGAAAGACUUAGCGGUAAGGAAGGGUUCAGGAAAGAUUUGGGUACCGAACUACGCCCCGCUACGACAGAUCCUUCUAGUGGAGUUUCACGACGUACCAUAUGCGGGACAUUUCGGGAGCAACAAGACGUUAGCGGGAAUAGAAAAAUAUUACUAUUGGCCCCAGAUGGCAGCAGACGUGCAGCAGUUCGUCACCUCAUGCGAUUUUGGUGUAAGGGCCUAA
Closterium sp. Yama58-4 is the source of this 1920-nucleotide messenger RNA. Lineage: Eukaryota; Viridiplantae; Streptophyta; Zygnematophyceae; Desmidiales; Closteriaceae. The record is from the annotation of a GenBank genome assembly.